AUGGUUCCGAUAUUACUUGAUAUAAUUAUGCCGUUAAAUGAAUCAAGACCAAGAGUAUUGCCAUUUCCAACUCAAUACUUUGUGAAUCCCAAAAUACAUUUUAAUAAACUUUACGCUCAUCAGUUUUUAGUCAAUUGGACAGCUAUAACGGCGUUUUUUGCAUUUGACGCAUUGUAUGUAGCUUUUGUACAACACGCUUGUACAAUGUUCACUAUAAUUGGAAACCGUUUGAGAAAUUUGACUGCCGACAACGAUCAAAACGAAAGCGGUAUCAAUGCACUGGUAAUUUGUAUAAAGAUGCACAAGGAUCUUCUAAAGUUUACUUCGCUUUUAGAAGAACAUUACACCAAUUACUUUUUGUUUAUGCUGGGUGUCAUUGUGUUGAUGCUAAGCGCUACGGGUUUUCAAUUUGUAGUAAUGGAAAAUGAUGCAUUUGAAAAAAUACGGAUUGUUUGGUAUGGAACCGGCCAAGUCACUCAUUUGUUUUUCUUGAGUUACUUUGGAGAAAAAUUAAUAGAACACAGUGAGACUGUCAAUGAAUCAUUAUGUGCUGCUAAAUGGUAUAGUUUUCCUCAGAAGAUGAAAAUUUUGUUUAUGAUAAUGAUGAUAAGAAGUAAGUCGGUCUCAUCAUUAACUGCAGGGAAAAUUUAUGUUAUGUCUGUAGCGAACUUUGGCGCCGUUAUGAAGUCAUCGUUUUCGUAUUUUACAGUUUUAACUUCGGCCCAGUGAU
Cotesia congregata is the source of this 730-nucleotide messenger RNA. The record is from the annotation of a GenBank genome assembly. Lineage: Eukaryota; Metazoa; Arthropoda; Insecta; Hymenoptera; Braconidae.